Messenger RNA from Theobroma cacao (cacao), 1525 nucleotides. It is a transcript of the gene FBA1, whose product is annotated as fructose-bisphosphate aldolase 1. Gene Ontology annotation, biological process: glycolytic process. The record is from RefSeq and is a predicted model, not a curated record. Gene Ontology annotation, molecular function: fructose-bisphosphate aldolase activity. Lineage: Eukaryota; Viridiplantae; Streptophyta; Magnoliopsida; Malvales; Malvaceae.
GAGUGAGACUUGCAUGUGUGGUUAAGAAGCCCCAAGUUGAGAGGAGAUAAGGUUAGAGUGAAGCCCGUUAUAGGCUCAAGCGGUUAGCCUCCAUCAAAGCAAACGAAAAAGAGAGAAAGAAAUGGCAUCAGCUUCCGCAACUCUCCUCAAGUCUUCUCCUAUCCUGGACAAGUCUGAGUGGGUUAAGGGCCAAAACCUCCGCCAGCCUGCAGUUUCUGUUGUCAGAUGCCACCCCACCGCCCCAUCAGCCCUCACCGUCCGUGCCAGUUCCUACGCUGAUGAGCUUAUUAAGACCGCGAAAACCAUUGCAUCCCCAGGCCGUGGUAUUUUGGCCAUGGACGAAUCAAAUGCUACAUGUGGGAAGAGACUUGCCUCAAUCGGUCUAGAGAACACUGAGGCUAACCGCCAAGCAUACCGUACCCUUCUGGUGUCAGCCCCUGGCCUCGGCGAGUACAUCUCUGGAGCUAUCCUUUUCGAGGAGACUCUCUACCAAUCUACCACCGAUGGAAAAAAGAUGGUUGAUGUUCUUGUUGAGCAAAACAUUGUCCCUGGUAUCAAAGUUGACAAGGGUUUGGUACCCCUCCCUGGUUCCAACAACGAGUCCUGGUGCCAGGGCCUUGACGGUCUUUCCUCCCGCACAGCUGCCUACUACCAGCAGGGUGCUCGUUUCGCCAAAUGGCGUACGGUUGUGAGCAUUCCCAACGGCCCAUCUGCCUUGGCAGUUAAAGAAGCAGCUUGGGGUCUUGCCCGCUAUGCCGCCAUUUCUCAAGACAGCGGAUUGGUCCCAAUUGUGGAGCCAGAAAUCUUGCUUGAUGGUGAGCAUGGAAUCGACAGGACUUUCGAAGUAGCCAAGAAGGUUUGGGCUGAGGUUUUCUUCUACCUUGCCGAGAACAAUGUCAUGUUUGAGGGUAUCCUCCUCAAGCCCAGCAUGGUCACUCCUGGAGCAGAAUGCAAGGACAAGGCCACCCCUCAGCAAGUUGCUGACUACACCCUCAAGCUCCUCCACAGGAGAAUCCCCCCAGCUGUCCCCGGAAUCAUGUUCUUGUCUGGUGGGCAAUCUGAGGUUGAAGCCACCCUCAACUUGAACGCAAUGAACCAGUCUCCCAACCCGUGGCACGUCUCAUUCUCUUAUGCCAGAGCUCUCCAGAACACUUGCUUGAAGACAUGGGGAGGCAGACCCGAGAAUGUUAAGGCCGCUCAGGAGGUACUUCUUGUCCGUGCCAAGGCCAACUCACUUGCUCAGCUUGGCAAAUACACCGGUGAGGGAGAAUCAGAGGAGGCCAAGAAAGGAAUGUUUGUCAAGGGCUACGUCUACUAAGCUGCAGAAGAGAUAAUAAACGCUUGAAGAUGAAGGAGAUAACCGGGAUCUAGCUAGUUUCUCUCACAUGUGUUAAUGGUUUUAUAGCCCUGGAGACUAUUUUUGUUCUUGAUUACAUGUACUUUUAGCCACUUAAUAAACUUCUUGGAGACUAUUAUGUAUGCAUCAUCACAUACUAAAAUGCUAGAAUGUGCAUUUUGAGCUCCA